Menidia menidia (Atlantic silverside) is the source of this 594-nucleotide messenger RNA. The record is from the annotation of a GenBank genome assembly. Lineage: Eukaryota; Metazoa; Chordata; Actinopteri; Atheriniformes; Atherinopsidae.
UUGCGUGAUGACAUUGAGGAGACUGAGGCGGCGGCAGCGAGGCACAUUCCCGGUGACGUGGCUAAGGAGUUACAUAAGCUCUCAGCUUUUAUAGUGGAGGAGUCUGAUGGCCAAGAUAAGAAACUGGAGGAAAUACGGAUUAGCACAAGCGCUACGGAGAGUAAGAUAGCUGACAUAGCUGAUCGGAUUGGUGAGGUCGAGAACCGGCUGUGCUUUUUGGAAGAUGAGCACGAGAGGCGAAAGGCUAACCCGGCGGCCACUGCUGAUGAAGUUGCGCUACUCCAGCAGAAGCUAGACAUUGAAAACAGAGAACGAAGGAAUAAUUUGCGCUUUGUAGGAUUUCCUGAGGGCUGUGAUGAUCAUGAUGCUGUGCAUUUUUUGGAAGAAACCAUACCAAAGAUCUUUAACCUGGAUUUCCCAAAGGGACUGGAAAAUGAGAGGGCACACAGAAUCGGAGCUCUGCCAAAGAGGUACGACGGUGACCAGCCUCCGCGAGCGAGACCGCUUAUUGCUAGAUUUCUGAGACUUACUUGGCGGUGGCAAGGUGAGCACGGCUUUGAUGUGCUUUAUGUAGUAUUUGGUUUGAAUUUUUGA